AUGGGACCUUCAACGGUCAAUGCCUACAGCCCAAGCCAGGUCACGGAGAUGAUCUCCCGGGCUGGCGUGCACAAGGGUCGCAUGCAUCCACUGAAAGUCUUUCUAUCUUCCGUCAGCGCCGGCUGCCUCCUUUCCUUCGCCGCCGCCUCGUGUCUUACCGCCAACACAAGUCCUUGGCUCCAAGAAAAUGCACCCGGUCCGGCCAGACUGCUCGGCGCCAUCGUCUUCCCUUAUGGCUUGGUGUUGAUCAUCCUCACCGGUGCUGACCUUUGCACCGGCACUUUCAUGUACACGACCGUCGCCGUGCUGCACCGUCGCUUGUCAACCUGGAGAAUGCUGCUUCACUGGUUCAUCACCUUCUGGGGCAACCUCGCAGGCUCGCUAUUCAUGGUCGCCAUCAUCUUCGGCUACGGCGGCGUCUUCAGCACCGAUCCCUACAAAGCCGAAGUCAUCGCCUUCACGACCAAGAAGCAAGCCACACCCGACUUCCACAUGAUCUUCCUCCGCGCCAUCGGCUGCAACUGGCUCGUGUGCCUGGGCUGCUUUUUCGCCAUGCAGGCGCGCGACCUCACCUCCAAGAUCGUCGGCAUGUGGUGGCCCAUCUUCGCCUUCGUCUCGCUCGGCUUCGACCACGUGGUCGCAAACAUGUUCUUCAUCCCCAUGGGCAUCUGGGUGGGCAACCCCUCCAUCAGCGUCGGGCUCUACAUCUGGAAAGGCAUCAUCCCCGCCCUCAUCGGAAACAUCCUCGGCGGCGCCCUCUUCUGCGGCGCGUACUACUGGUACAUGUACCUGUACGAACAGCAAGCGCCGCUCAUCGACGGGGUGCCGUACGAAGAGCAUGACGAUGUCGAAAAGGCCAUUGGGCACGAGCACGUUGAGAAUGCGAGCCGGUUGGGGAGGAAUAAGCUGAGGGAGGAAAAUGGGUCGUCGUCGCUGGAGCAGGAGGCGAGGGCGAUUAGGGAGACAGGGGCGUAG
Diplodia corticola is the source of this 975-nucleotide messenger RNA. RefSeq names its product formate nitrite transporter family protein. Gene Ontology annotation, molecular function: high-affinity secondary active nitrite transmembrane transporter activity. The coding region runs from base 1 to 975 and encodes 324 amino acids. The transcript has 5 exons. NCBI's taxonomy places the organism in Eukaryota, Fungi, Ascomycota, Dothideomycetes, Botryosphaeriales, Botryosphaeriaceae. Gene Ontology annotation, biological process: nitrite transport; transmembrane transport. The record is from RefSeq and is a predicted model, not a curated record. Gene Ontology annotation, cellular component: membrane.